AUGUUGCUGGUGGUCCACUCCCCGCCCAGCCAAGGACUGAAGUACGGAAUUCGUGCAGUUGGUUUGAAAAGUAUAGAAACUGUCUUGGAAUCUGGGUUCUUCUCUAGAAUUAGCAGUUGGAGAAAUUCAACAGUUGGUGGACACCCAUGGCAGGUCUCCCUGAAAUUAGGUGGACACCACUUCUGUGGAGGAAGUUUGAUUCAAGAUGAUCUGGUUGUUACAGCAGUACAUUGCCUGAUUAGCCUCAAUGAGAAGCAAAUUAAGAGUCUGACAGUGACUGCUGGGGAGUACAACCUCUUUCAGAAGGAUAAGGAGGAACAGAAUAGUCCUGUCUCAAAAAUUAUUAUCCAUCCUGAAUACAACAGACUUGGAUAUAUGAGUUUUAAUAUUGCACUGCUAUAUCUAAAACUCAAAGUCAAGUUUGGAACUACUGUUCAGCCAAUCUGUAUUCCCCAUAGAGGUGAUAAAUUUGAAGAAGGGAUUCUUUGCAUGGCCAGUGGAUGGGGCAAGAUUUCAGAGACAUCAGAAUAUUCAAAUAUCCUACAAGAAGCCGUAGUUCCCAUUAUGGAUGACAGAACAUGUGGUGCCAUGCUCAGGGGCAUGAGCCUUCCUCCCCUGGGAAGGGACAUGUUGUGUGCCAGUUUUCCUCAUGGGGAAAAGGAUGCCUGCCAGAGGGACUCUGGAGGCCCACUUGUUUGUAGAAGAGAUGAUGGAGCCUGGGUUCUUGCUGGGAUAACUUCCUGGGCAGCUGGUUGUACUAGAGUUUGGAAUCCUUUCAGAAAUAAGCAGAGAAAGGCAACACCUGGCAUUUUCUCCAAGGUAUUUGUGUUGAUGGAUUUUAUCACACAGACCAUGACAGACUCUUUAAACAAAAUUGGAUCAACAUCAUUUCCCAAAACCAAUCCUAUAUCUUCUGCAAAAGUUAUUCCAUAUGGUGUCUGCGGCAUCCCUCCCUUUAGUCCCCAGUGGCUUUCUAGAAGAAUUGCAGGAGGAGUAGAAGCCUGCCCCCACUGUUGGCCAUGGCAGGUGGGUUUGAGGUUUCUCGGCAAUCACCAUUGUGGAGGUGCCAUCAUCAGCUCGAUUUGGAUUCUGACUGCAGCGCAUUGUGUGCAAUCGAAAAAUAAUCCACUCUUCUGGACCAUUGUUGCUGGAGACCAUGAUAGAACCUUGAAGGAAUCAACCGAGCAGGUGAGAAGGGCAAAGCACAUCGUGAUGCAUGAGGACUUCGACACACUGAGCUAUGACUCUGACAUCGCCCUGAUACAACUGAGCUCUGCCCUAGAAUUCAACUCAGUGGUGAGGCCAGUAUGUCUUCCACACAGCUUGGAGCCUCUGUUUUCUUCUGAGAUUUGUGUUGUGACUGGCUGGGGAAGUGUUAGUAAAGAUGGUGGUCUAGCAAGUCGCUUACAGCAGAUUCAAGUGCCUGUGUUAGAAAGAGAGGUCUGCGAACGCACUUACUAUUCAGCCCAUCCAGGAGGAAUCUCAGAGAAGAUGAUCUGUGCUGGCUUUGCAGCAUCUGGAGGGAAAGAUGUGGGCCAGGGAGAUUCUGGUGGACCAUUAGUGUGUAAACAUGAAAAAGGUCCCUUUGUCCUCUAUGGCAUUGUCAGCUGGGGAGCUGGCUGUGCCCAACCAAGGAAGCCUGGUGUAUUUGCCAGAGUGAGUGUCUUCCUGGACUGGAUUCAAUCCAAAAUCAAAGGUCCUGUUUUACUCCAGAUAAAAAAUGAAAGCAAAAUCUUAACAAGACAACAAUUACCACCACCCACACCCUCAAGAGACAGUGCAUCUGGGCCAGGCUGUUACCCUGAAGUGGAGUUAGAAGAGCCCAGAGGCUUUUUUUCAUCUCCAAGAUAUCCACUGGAUUAUAGAGAAAAACUGGAAUGUUCUUGGGUGCUCCGAGUUUCACCAAGGAGUAUGGCAAAAUUUACAGUUGAGUAUCUGUUACUGCCUGGGUCUCGUAUGUGUCAAGACUCAGCUCUGAUUAUUUAUGAAGAAAACCGCAGUGAGAGAAGAAUGUCAGGUAAAUUAUGUGGAAGAAGGCUUUAUCCAGUGGUUUUCAUGAGCUCGGGACCGCUGGUGAGGGUGACAUUUCAUUCCAGUGUGCAAGGUGCUUUUGGCAUAAAUUAUAUUGUCUUUAGAGUCCAAGGUCCAAAAGGCAGUAAAAGCACCCAGUCUCUUCAGAGUUCAAACCAAGAGCAUGUGGCCACUUGUGAGGAUGUUAUUCUGACCAAACCAGCAGGGAUCAUACAAUUCCCGAGAUACUUUCACAGAACCAUUAAGAGCUGCCACUGGAGAUUACUAGCCCCUAUAAAUCAUAUCAUUCGCCUUGAUAUUAUCAACUUCCAGAAGCAACCAAUGCCCUUGGCCUGUCAGGGUCACCUGUGGGUUUAUGAAGGAUUUGGAUCAGGCAAAAAAUUAAUAGGAAAUCUAUGUGAAGGAGAUUCACCUUCAUUAAAGUCUCAUGGUCCUCUUAUGAUGUUGAUUUUCACAUACAAUACAAGUUUGGCCACGGAAGAAUUUUCUUUGAGAUAUUCUUUUCAUAUGUCUGCUUUAGAAGAGAAGAAAAAGAUAGUAUUUAAGGUUGUAACUUCCAUAAUCUGUGGAGGCAUCAAAGUAAACAUUCAUAAAGCAUAA
Capra hircus (goat) is the source of this 2631-nucleotide messenger RNA. Its product is annotated as ovochymase-1. The record is from RefSeq and is a predicted model, not a curated record. Gene Ontology annotation, biological process: proteolysis. NCBI's taxonomy places the organism in Eukaryota, Metazoa, Chordata, Mammalia, Artiodactyla, Bovidae. Gene Ontology annotation, molecular function: serine-type endopeptidase activity. The coding region runs from base 1 to 2631 and encodes 876 amino acids. The transcript has 20 exons.